AUGUCGGGGAUCCAGGAGGCAAUCGAGCUGAUCCCGGGGUUCAGCAUCGCCCAGAUAGCGGGCGAAGAGUACGCGCUGAAGCACUUCCAGACCACCGACCCUUACGAGGAUAAGGACGGCAACCGGCGGCGGCUCCCGCCCACGGCGUCCAAGCAGCGGCAAAAGCUCUGGCGCCAGGUGCAGAAGCGGGCGUGGGUCCACGACAAGUGUUUCCUCGGCUCCUGCGGCAUGGGGCUCGACUGUGGCGUCGGCCUCGUCCCCAUCGUCGUCGGCUUGUUCCCCGUGCUUGGCCCGUUGGUGAUGUACGCCAUGCACACUCGUCUCACCGACCUUGUUGCGGAACAGGUGCUGAUCCCACCUAAGGUGGAGGCGAAGCUCCACCUGAACAUCGUCUUUGAUUUGUUGAUCACCUUCCCUCCCGUGAUCGGGUUGUUUUUUGGCUGGCUCAACAAGUGCUCGACCCGCAACGCCUCCAUCCUCUACGACUUCCUCUGCAGUCUCGAGGAGGAGAAAGCCAACGUACCCGGCUAUUCCGGUAGGGGCGCCUUGGUCCACGAGGAGCUGUUUGGCUACCACGCCCCGCCCCAGCCGCAAUACACCCAGCCACCACCGGGCCCGCCGCGCCAGAAACCGGCGUACCAGCAGCAGCUGCGCCUGGUGGCGCUGCCGUUCAUCGACGACGACGACGCCUACGACACCUACCAGGUGCCCCAGCUGGCGUACGGCGGCGGCUACCCUCCCCUGGCGACGACCUACGAAGGGACAACGACCUACCAGGGGUACCAGCAGCCGCUGACGUUUGCCCACGGCGGCUACCAGCCGCUCGCCCAGCCGCUGGUGCCGAAGAAAGCCAGGCGCAAGCCGGGGCUGUCUCCGCAGAUCCACGUCGGCGAACAACAGGAAAUGGGCUGGAUUUAA
This is a messenger RNA of Diutina rugosa, 918 nucleotides long. RefSeq lists its product as uncharacterized. The coding region runs from base 1 to 918 and encodes 305 amino acids. Lineage: Eukaryota; Fungi; Ascomycota; Pichiomycetes; Serinales; Debaryomycetaceae. The transcript has a single exon. The record is from RefSeq and is a predicted model, not a curated record.